Molecule: messenger RNA, 4113 nt
Organism: Salvia splendens (bonfire salvia)
Lineage: Eukaryota; Viridiplantae; Streptophyta; Magnoliopsida; Lamiales; Lamiaceae
Product: putative late blight resistance protein homolog R1B-16
Exons: 6
Coding region: 705-3005 (766 amino acids)
Biological process (GO): defense response to other organism
Molecular function (GO): ADP binding
Source: RefSeq, a predicted model, not a curated record
AGCAAUUUUUCUUUCGUUCACAAACCCUACAACCGCCGCCGAAGUGAUCGACGGGCAAAGGAUCCAGCGACGUUCGUCUGCGUUCGUUAUCGUUGAGAACUCAGUUCUUAACAAGUUUUUUCCCUUCAUUUGAUAUCAAACUGCUCGGAUUUUUCAGCUGAUGCUGCUCUUACAUCGCUUGCAAUAUGCGGCUAAACGUAUCGUGAUUGUAAUGCAACAAAGAGGAGUACGACAACUACGACUUCAAAGUGAUUACGGAUAGUCUAGCCAAGUGAGUGCCAGCAGGAUAGCUCCACAAAUCUAGCCAUUGGUUAGUUUGUUCAAGCUAACUGAUGGAGAAGAUAUGGGAGAAGAAAUAGGCAAUCUUGUUAAGCUUGUUAUUUGAUUUGUUUAGCUGCAUUAAUCAUCUAUAAAUAUUGAGAUUCUUAGGAGAUAGAAAUCAUCUUGGAAGUAAGAUCAGUUUAGGACUGCAGUAGCCGUAGGCCUCUGCGGAGGAUUUAUAUUUUUAUUUUCUUUUCUUUCCAUUUCUGUUCUGUAAUCCUUCUUCAUAAUUAUUCGAGAGUUUCAUUCCAAAUUUGUCGGGUAAUCCUUUGGUGCAUUUUAUUCAAGCAGAUUGUGAGUGAGUUUAAAAAAAAAAAAAAAAAAAAAAAAAAAAAAAAAUCAGAGAUACGGUGUAUAAAGCAGAGGAUAUUAUUGAAUCACAGAUGGUUCAUCAAAUGCUGUCUAACCCAGAAAGCGAGAGCUUGACCUUUUCCACACCAGAUCUGCACCAAGUCACUCAAGAGCUGGAUUCUGUACUGGUUUUCAUGGCUGAGAAGAGGGUGACUUCGUCAGAUUUGCAACAACUUGAAUCUAUGAAGCUUGUGGAAGUGGAGGAAAAGAGUGUUUCAUCCUCGAGAUAUAAGACUGGUUUGGUGGGAGUUGAUACAGAUCUAUUGCAGUUGAAGGAUCGUCUCACGAAUACAGAGAGGAAGGUGGAGAUCAUUCCCCUCGUUGGUAUGGGUGGUAUCGGUAAGUCCACCCUUGCUCGAAAUCUUUAUGACGAUCCGUAUAUUGUGUCUCACUUUGAUUAUCGUGGGUGGGCUGCAAUUUCACAAGUUCCAAAUAUGCGAGAAAUUCUGUUAAGUCUUCUUCGGGGCCCGAAUGAAAAGGUCAACAAUGAACUGAUUGGAUGCGAAGAAAUUGAGUUGAAAGAAAUAUUGCAUAAGAGAUUGUUUGGACGAAGAUAUAUGAUUGUCUUGGAUGAUAUAUGGAGCACGAAAGUCUGGGAUGAGAUAAGGAUGUAUUUCCCGGAUAAUAAUAAUGGGAGUCGGAUUGUGAUCACUACUAGGGAAUCUGAUGUGGCGGAAUAUGUUGCGGGCUCGAACAGUUUGCAUCACGUGCAGUUGUUGAACAAGUCUGUGAGUCGGGAUUUACUUUGCCGGAUUGUGUUUGGAGAAGAGGAUUGUCCCGGUGAAUUGCAAGAGGUAGUAGCUAAGAUUGGGAGUAAUUGUAGUGGGCUUCCUCUUGCCAUUCAUGUGAUUGCAGGGCUCUUGUCAAAGGUUGAAAGAUCAAGAGAUGUCUGGGAGAAUGUUUCAACGGAUGUAAAAGCUUCAAUUGUUGAAUCGAACAAGCAUUUCUCAAAUAUACUUUUCUUGAGUUAUAACCACUUGCCGUUUCACUUGAAACCAUGUUUCUUAUAUAUGGGAGCUUUUCCAGAAGAUUACAUAAUUAAGGGAUCUAGACUUAAGAGUUUUUGGAUAGCCGAGGGAUUUGUGAAAUCCAAUGGAGAUAAGAGUUUGGAGGAAGAGGCCGAGGAUUACUUAAAAGCUCUGGUGGAGAGGAAUCUACUUUUGGUUAGACGAAAAAAGCACAAUGGGAAACCAAUGAGCUACUCAAUCCAUGAUCUUUUGAGGGAUCUAUGCAUAAGGAAGGCUAACGAGGAAAAGUUUUUAAACCUCAAGGAUUCCAUGCGCCGUGUAAGCGUUCACUCGUUUUCUGAAAUAGAAGAAGUGUGCGCUUCACCACAAUUGAUGUCCCUUGCUCGAUCUUUUAUAUGCACUGGGAAGAAGAUUGCAUCUCCUGUAUUUUCCAUGUUAAGAUUGGUUAGGGUGCUAGAUGUAAUGGGAAUCGAAUACAAAGAGUUCCCAGAAGAAAUACUUCAACUUAUCAACCUACGCUACUUAGCUUUCUCCUGCACUUCAGGUUUACCUAUUGGAAUAUCAAGAUUGUGGAAUCUGCAAACCUUGAUUUGUAAGCAAGUAAUGAUGCUUAGUUUACCUUCUGAGAUAUGGGAGAUGUCUGAGUUAAGACAUUUGAGGUCAGAAACAAUAAGUAAAAUUGGGAACGGAUACAAGAUAAGAUUUGUUCAUACGAAGCUGCAAACAAUUUUCCUUGUUUGGAUAACUCCUUCAUUGAUUAGGAGUGGUUUCUUUGAGAUCAUCCCAAAUAUCAUAUGGUUAGGAAUCUAUUACAUCCACUCACCAGACAUUGAGGUUGAUCUUAGCCAUCUUCACAAACUUGAAAAUUUAAGAUGCCAAUCUGAGUUGGAUAAAGUUGGUAGCUGUUUCCUGAUCAAACUCAGAUUUCCAUAUAGUAUUAGAAAGUUAACUAUAGUUGACUGUGUACUAUUUCGGCGUUUCUUGACAACACUAUGUGCAUUACCGAAUCUGGAAGUGCUCUAUAUAUGCAGAUGUGUGUUCGAAAGAGAUGCACAGGCAGAGGAAGAAGAGUGGGAGGUGACAGAAGGAGAUGAAUUUCGCUCGCUGCAGCAUCUGAACCUCCAGCUCUUAAAUAUAGUUCGUUGGAGAGCCAAGGAGACCAAUUUCCCUAAACUCCGGGAGCUGCAUGUAGUCAAAUGCAAUGAGCUUGAGGAAAUCCCCUGCGAUAUUGGUGAUAUCCCAACACUCCAAGAAAUUUACAUACAUGAAUGUGGCACUUCUGUCAUGGCCUCAGCACUACAAAUUCAGAAGGUGCAGCAAGAGGAGUACGACAACUACGACCUCAAAGUGCUUAUAGAAUAUUAGAAGUGAAAAGAUUUCUGCAACAGGAAUAGUUUCAGCAGAAUCACUCUUGGCUCGGGCUAAACAUAUGUAGUGCAAUAAAAGCUGCUGUUGCUGCUCUUUCAUUUAUUGCAAUAUGCUCCUAAACAACUCGUGAUUAUAAUGUGUUUGUCACACUUGUUAGUAUUUCGUAGUUUCUUGACAACUCUAUGUGGACCGCCGAAUCUGGAAGUGCUCAAUAUAUGGAAUUGUGUGUUUGAAAGAGAUGGAGAGGCAGAGGAAGAAGAGUGGGAGGUGACAGAAGGAGAUGAAUUUCGCUCACUGCAGUUUCUGAGCAUCAUUUCCUUAAAUAUAGUGCAUUGGAGGGUCAACAAGACCAACUUUCCUAAACUCCAGGAGCUGCAUGUAAUCAGAUGCAAUGAGUUAGGGGAACUCCCCUGUGACAUUGGAGAUAUCCCAACCCUCAAAAAAAAUUCAGUAUAUAAAUGUGGCUCUACUGUAGUUGCCUCAGCACGAAAAAUUCAGAAUGUUCAGCAAGAGGAGUACGACAACUAUGACCUUAGAGUGAUCAUACGACGUUAGAAUACAAAAGUUUCAGCAACAAGCAAGAAUCACUUUUGGGUCGAGUUAAAUGCAUGUACUGCAAUAAACGCUGCUGCUGCUCUUACAUCGCUUGCAAUAUGGUGCUAAAUGUCUCGUGAUUGUAAUGUGGUUGUCACUUUUGGAUGACGUUGCCAUCACAUAUGGUGCGGAAUUCUCAGAGGCUGUAGAGCAGAAGCAAGUGGCCCAGGAAGAGGCGGAGAGCAGGAGAGGAGGGCUGCUAUUAUUCGGGCUGAGGGUGAAAGUGAGUCCGCUAAGCUGAUUUCUGAUGCAGGGGAUGGGGUUGAUUGAGUUGAGGCAGCAAAGGAGAAUGUAGCAUCCAUGGCCAGGAAUGGGAAUGGGAAUGGGGUUUAUCAUGACAAAGAUGUCAUUUGAUGUUUCAAGUUAUUAUCAAUGUAUCCAUUCCUGUUGAAAUUCACUUGCAUGUGGUUUGUAUUGUUAAAUCAUGACAAAAUUAAUAUUCAUUCGUUCGUGAAUAAUUGACACUGAAUUUUACAUUCCAACUAAUCAAUUAAUUGUGGACAGGAGAGAA